AUGUCUUUUUGUUCGGACGGCAUGUGCGAAUAUUUUUUUAAAUUAUUUAUGUCCGAAUUUAAUAAACGACGUCGAACCAGAAAGGUGAAGACCGACGUCUACGGGUCGGACUCUGAGAGCGAGACAGAGUCCGGCAAGACGAUGGAUAUGGCGAAAUUCGAGGAGGAGUUGGAGGUCGAGUCCGGAUCGGAGUCGGAGGACGGAAAGAGCUCCGAGGGAGUGAAAAUAGAGGCUUUCAAUUUAAAACAGGAGAUGGAUGAAGGGGUGUUUGACGAAAACGGCAACUAUGUCAGAAAGGAGGAAGUGAGCGAGGACGAGGAGUGGCUCGAUGACGUGAAUAAAGAAGAUAUCAAAAAAGCACAGCUGGCACAGGCUCAGCAGGAGGCUGAGAGGAAAAGACAACACAAGGCCAAACGGGACCGUCUGGGCGGUGCGGACCUGGAUGAGGCGAUAAUGGCAAUUGUGGAAUUGACAGAAAAAACGGAAUCUAUAAUGGAGCUGCUCCAACGGCUAAAUGGUGAAGCCAAGAAUUUCAAGAAACAGGGCCAAUCAACACCGGAAAAACAAGCUCGCGCACAGAUUGCACGGGUGAUGGAUUCCGUUGAAGUGCUGGAAACUCGGUUUAAUGGGGUGUACGACUUGACACGUGAAGAGCUGUGCCGAAAGCUGUCUUCAUCUGCUGUGUAUGAGCGCAAACGCAAAAGAGAUGAUGAAACAGAUAGUUUAGAGGAACAGGUUCCAUUAUGGGAGUACAGAUGGUUGGGAGAUACGGAAAUACACGGACCCUUUGACUCGGAAACCAUGGAAGCGUGGCGUGAGUCGUAUUUUUCGGAGAACCCUAUUGAAUUUAGGAAGGGAGACGAGCCAUUCAGAUUGCUCGACAGUUCCACAAGAUUCCUUUAG
Molecule: messenger RNA, 903 nt
Organism: Ogataea philodendri
Lineage: Eukaryota; Fungi; Ascomycota; Pichiomycetes; Pichiales; Pichiaceae
Exons: 1
Coding region: 1-903 (300 amino acids)
Cellular component (GO): U5 snRNP
Molecular function (GO): protein binding
Source: RefSeq, a predicted model, not a curated record